AUGGGAUGCAGUGCAAUUAAGCUUCCUCCUGUUACGCAGGAGUCAAUUUAUGAAUUUUCGAUGCAAGACAUUGAAGGUAAUACUGUAGAGUUAUCUAAAUACCAAGGAAAAGUCAUGAUUAUAGCCAAUGUGGCUUCAGGUUGUGGCCUUACAAAACGAACUUAUUGUGAAUUAAAUGAGCUGUACAGUAAAUAUAAAGGAAAAGGGUUAGCAAUUCUAGCUUUUCCUUGUAAUCAGUUUUUUUGUGGCGAGCCUGGGGGUAGAGAAGAUAUAAAAUGCUGUCUGAGAAACAGCUUAAGGAUUGAUUUUGAUAUUUUUGAAAAAACUGAGGUCAAUGGCAAGAAUGCAUGCCAGAUGUUUCGAUUUUUAAGAGACAAAAGCUCAUUAAAAGGAAAAAACAUAGGAUGGAAUUUUGGAAAAUUUGUUAUAGAUAGGCAUGGAAAUAUUCACAGUUAUCACGGACCUAGAAAAAUGCCUUUGAGCUUUGAGAACGAAAUUAUUAAGCUAUUAGAUGAACAAAAUUAA
Blepharisma stoltei is the source of this 525-nucleotide messenger RNA. The record is from the annotation of a GenBank genome assembly. Lineage: Eukaryota; Ciliophora; Heterotrichea; Heterotrichida; Blepharismidae.